Messenger RNA from Amaranthus tricolor (Joseph's coat), 3133 nucleotides. Its product is annotated as protein LAZ1 homolog 2. The coding region runs from base 1340 to 2722 and encodes 460 amino acids. The transcript is spliced from 9 exons. Lineage: Eukaryota; Viridiplantae; Streptophyta; Magnoliopsida; Caryophyllales; Amaranthaceae. The record is from RefSeq and is a predicted model, not a curated record. Gene Ontology annotation, molecular function: transporter activity. Gene Ontology annotation, biological process: transport.
UACCUUUUUCUGUCAUGUUUGCUAAUGGAGUUCAAUUUUCUUUUUUCCGUAAUGGGUGAUUUUCAAUUUUGUGGGGAAAAACUCCUGUGAUUUAUGUUUUUAGUGAAUGUUGUCAAGUUCAGGAUUAGUCCCAUUCCAUGUUAGUUUACGGUAUUCUAUGUAUGAAUUAAUACGGAAAGGUUAUCGAGAAUGAGAGACAAUGGAGAAUUAUGUAGGAAAUUAAUGUCUACUUCUUUUGUCCAUUAUGAUCUGUGUUUUUGUGUUUACAUCACCGAAAUACGUAUUUUGUUAUUUGGGUAUUCUUCCUUAUAGCGUUUUUUUUCGGAUGAUAGUAUUAUGUUUGAAUUGAUUCACAUUUUUUAAUGGUUUUGAUUUAUUUUGUUAACUUUUUAGGAAAGAUUUUUAAUAGGAAUUUGUCGAAAAUUAUUGGAUGCCGCCAUUUUUCGAUUACAGUUCUAACUGAUAAAGUGUAGUCUCUAUACGGAUCAAUGAAUGAAAUUGCUUGAAAUUUGGAAAUAUGAAAUAUCAUGGACUAGUCGGACUACCAUUAAACGGAAUUUGAGAGGUUGGAUUUCAGGGUAGGCCGGGGAAGUUGACCAUUGUAACAUAAUUCACUAGCUAAUUUGAUUUUUAAUUUUUAAGUUUGUGAUUUGUUUGAAUUUUCCCAAGAAUAGCCAAAAACGAUCCUAAUUUGUUCUUUUUCAAUUCGUUAUUUGCGAGGAGAUUAGCGAAUGGCGUGACACUACUGCGGACAAAGUGGUGUCCCCUGAACCGAGACAAGACCCUAUUCUCAACAUCGCUGUAUAAAGUUAUUUUAGAAAUAAUAAGAGUAUAGAAUGGUUGUUAUUGUCGUUGCUUUGGGGUUGUAGUAGGUUUGGCUAUGUCUAUGACUUAUUACGGCCUUAUUACGGCCUUUUGGCAGGUGGUAUUAAACGGUGGUAAUGGAAAUGAAAAUCAGUGUAAUUUUGGUUGAAAAUAUCUUGGCUACCAUGAUGGUCAUGCUUGUCCAACUCUAAUCAUCUCAUUUUCUUCAUAAAAUUCACAUGAUUAUGGAAAUUUGUAAACAAAAGACUGUUUAAGAUCAAAGUUACUUUUGAUAAAAUUUUAUGGUUAAAAUAAUUUUCAUUACCACUAUUUAGUACCACUAACCAAACGGGCCGUUAGUGUAUAGUAUUUGUGACUAGUUUAUCUGUUUUGCUCACAGUGCAAGUAUCCUAAAAGCCAGCACAUAGAUGCUUCAUAAUUUGUUUUGAAUCUUAUGAUGAAGGUAACAUAGGGAAUUAACUUCGCUCAUAUUGAAGAACCUUGUAGUAAGACAUUUUUUUACACUAACACCCAGAUGAUACUUUUGUCAAGAAGUGAAGAAUUGGGUGUGGAAGAUGUGCAACCAUCAUCUUCUUGGUGUGUGGGUCUAGCCAGUCUACUAGCACGAGAAAUGACAGCAUACAGGGAACUCUAUGGACCGGCCAUCAUCAUUGCGGGAUUUUUUGCAUUGUUUGCAUCUGUUCUCUCCCUCAUUCUGAUUUUUAAACAUUUGAGAUUGUAUACUAAUCCUGCGGAGCAAAAAUGGAUUGUUGGUGUUCUUUUCAUGGUUCCUAUCUAUGCCACUGAGUCGAUCAUAUCCUUGUCCAAUCCUAAGACUUCCCUGGCUUGCGACAUUUUGAGAAACUGCUAUGAAGCAUUUGCCUUGUAUGCUUUUGGGAGCUAUCUUAUUGCCUGUCUCGGUGGAGAAGAUAAAGUUUUAGAACUUUUGGGGAAUAACUCUAGAAAAUCACUUGACGAGCCACUGCUGGAAGGAGACACAGAAGAAGAGUCGCUUUGGAAAACAUGUCGAAACUUCUUUCGACAGCCAAGUGCUCUCGGAGAAAAAUUGUUUUCCAUAAUCAAAUUUGGUCUGGUGCAGUAUAUGAUUCUGAAGACAGUUUGUGCAUUCCUAGCUUUUAUUCUGGAGAUUUGUGGUGUAUAUGGUGAUGGCCAAUUCAAGUGGUAUUAUGGGUACCCAUAUAUUACAGUGGUAUUGAACUUCAGCCAAAUGUGGGCAUUGUAUUGUCUAGUUCAGUUUUAUAAUGUGACUCAUGAAAGACUCAAACCUAUUAGGCCACUGGCAAAAUUCAUCAGCUUCAAGGCUAUUGUUUUUGCUACAUGGUGGCAAGGGGUGGGAAUCGCACUCCUGUGUACCCUCAAAGUGUUUCCUAAAGGAAAAAUUCAGACUGGUUUACAAGAUUUUUUGAUCUGCAUAGAAAUGGCAAUUGCUGCUAUAGCCCAUAUCUUUGUCUUCUCUACAAAACCCUAUAAUUUUGUGACAGUUACUGAGUACGGAAGAAUUAGUACUCAAACUGAGAAAAAAAUCGUUAGCAUAAAGGAGGAAGGCAAAGAGAAAGGACCAGCUAUGAUUGAGAAGACUGAAACUGAGAUCAAAGCUCCCGGAACUAGCAUCACUGAAAGUGUUCAAGACAUCGUCAUGGAGGGUGGUCAUCAGGUUGUUGAGGACGUAAAACUGACUAUAAAUCAGGCGAUAGAGCCUGUCGAGAAGGGUGUUGAGAAAGGAGUAACGAAAAUCCAGGACAGCUUCCAUCAAAUAACGGUGGGUUCUGAUGGCAAGCAGGAGUCUGAUAUGGAGAUCGAAGAACAUGUCGAGAAUGAAAAAUCGGGUGAUGAGGUUUGUGUGGCAUCUGAGAAGCUGAGAGUUGCCAAAACUGUGAAUGAAACUUCUAAUAGUUGAGAUAGAUAGCUACUUUAAAUAGUUAGAUGGAUCUCUUUCCUAAUUUUGGAGGUAUGGAUCUGCAUUCUGUAGUAGUAUUACUAAAGAUUCAUUUUCAUUUUUAGGUAUCAGCCAACAUUAUUGUUGGAACAAUAACAUUAAAGAGUUUUGUUGGAGUAUGGUUUGGAGUUUCUCUACAAUUUGUUAGGCAUUACUAUAACUAGAAUUGUUUAAAGAACAGUCGAACUGAAUUUUUACCCGCAAAGUGAUUGUAACCCGAGCAUGAACUUUUGAAAAGUAACUCAAAUUGAGUUAUACGAACCAACAUGAUGUUUUACCGCCCUGAACGAUAACCUGAAAGGUUGGCUAUCUAAAACAAUAGAUUACCGAAUCCCUUGAAAGAUAUGGAUUGACUAGUUUGAGAUAUUUGAU